GUGGACGUAUCAAUCGCUGGCGACGUGGAAACAUGGAGGAGUGAAGCAGAAAUCGGGAGCCAUCGGUGGUAUUGAAAUUAGUUAAUAAUUACCAGACAACGUCCCGUCGAUAUAAAAGUUGGAGAAGAGUCGCUGAACAUCCGGGUAAAGAACACUCAUCAGGAAAGGGUGUCACUGACAUCAGUCAGUGAAAUCAUUUUAGAGGGUCCGGCUCUGUGCGAGAUGAGGCUCUGAGGAGGGUUGCACAGGAUCAGGAGAUGGGAGCCAACACCAGCCAGGUCAGCGACCUGUCGGAGAACGAGAGCCUCAGAACCCUGAUAGGAACUGAGUCCAUAUCUGAGAAUGACCCUUUCUGGAACCAGCUCAUCUCUUUCACCUUCACCAGUCCCACCAACAGUGGGGACUCAAAACUUUUGGAAGAAGCCGUCAUCCCGCUUGCCAAAACCUUCAUCGAGAACAAUCCCAGAACAGGAAACUUUGGAGCCCUUGUGAGAGUUUUCCUCGGACGCACCAAAGAGUUGAAAAUAUCCACAGAAUGCCAGGAUCAGCUGUUCAUCUGGCAGGCCCACAAUGCCCUCUUCAUGAUCCGCUGCCUGCUCAAAGUGUUCAUCAGAGAGAUGAGCGAGGACGAGCUGCAGUUACAGUUCUCCUACCAGGAGAGGGCGCCAGGCUCUUGCGAGUCCGGGGCCGAAGACCUUCUGGAGGAGGUGAUCUGCAACCUGGUGCAUCUGAUCGUGGAGGUGCCCCUGCUGGACAUCACCUACAGCAUACUGUUUGAGGCUGUCACCUCGCUCCUCGUCCUCCUGUCCUACCAGCUCCUCCGCAAGGAGAUCCUGAGGGAGGGGCUUGUCUACAAGCACCUGAUGCACGGGAGAUGUUUGGCCCUCACCAGCCGAUUGGUUAAGACCCUGCUUUACAACUUCAUCAGACAGGAGAAGUGCCCGCCCCCAGUCACCCACAUAUUUGAACCCCAAUCUGAGGGAGGAGGGCUACUGUACGGGCUUGCCUCUGGAGUAGCAAGUGGGCUGUGGACUGUGUUUACGCUGGGCGGGGCCGGGAGCAAGCCAAACCCGGACCAAGAGCAGCAGCCGCUGCCGCUGUCCAAUCAGAGCCUUUUGCUUCUGCUGGUGCUGGCCAACCUGACAGAUGGGCCGGACUGCCCCAACCCCUACAGACAGGCCAUCACUUCCUUUAAGAACACGCAGGAUACAUCCUCCAUCCCAUCGCCACACCCUCACACCUUCCAGAUCAACUUCAACAGCCUGUACACGGCCCUGUGCGACCAGCAACGGUCGGACCAGGCCACCCUGCUGCUCUACACGCUGCUGCACCAAAACACCAACGUGCGCACGUACAUGCUGUCGCGCACCGACAUGGAGAACCUGGUCAUGCCUAUCCUGGAAAUCCUGUAUCACGUGGAGGACAGGAACUCCCACCAUGUCUACAUGGCCCUCAUCAUCCUCCUCAUCCUCACUGAGGAUGACACCUUCAAUCGCUCCAUUCAUGAAGUGAUUUUGAAGAACAUAACCUGGUACACUGAGCGAAGUCUGACAGAGAUUUCUCUCGGAAGCCUGCUGAUCCUGGUGGUAAUCCGGACUAUCCAGUUCAACAUGACCCGGACACGGGACAAAUACCUCCACACUAACUGCUUGGCAGCUCUGGCCAACAUGUCGGCACAGUUCCGAUGCCUGCACCAGUAUGCAGCUCAGAGGAUCAUCAGUUACACCAGCCGCCACAUGCGGAGGUACUUGUUUGUGCUGGACAAUAUGUAUUUCCCUCGGUCCAGCUGCAGUCUGCUGGAGCACUGGCUGGUCACCAUGGGAGACGCAGGGGAGGAGAUUGUGCACUUGACUUGCUCGUUCAUUCUCAGGUCCUAUGCUUCCAGCCUGUUUGCACUGCUGUCCAAGAAGCACAACAAGGUUCUAGAGCAGGCUACGCAGUCGCUGAGGGGACCGCUGGGGUCAGACAACAGCGCCGCCCUGCCUGACUAUGCUCAAGAUCUGAACGUGAUUGAGGAGGUCAUCCGUAUGAUGCUUGAGAUAAUCAACUCCUGCCUGUCCAACUCCCUGCACCACAACCCCAACCUGGUCUAUGCCCUGCUAUACAAGAGGGAGCUCUUUGAGCAGUUUCGCUCUCACCCGUCUUUCCAAGACAUCAUGCAGAACCUUGACACGGUGAUAGGAUUCUUCAGUGCUCGUCUGGAGCAGGCAGGAACAGACCUGUCUGUGGAGCGGGUUCAAGAGGUCAUCAAGAAAGGAGCUGUGGCCCUGCCCAAAGACCGCCUCAAGAAGUUUCCAGAGCUGAAGUUCAAAUAUGUGGAGGAGGACCAGCCCGAAGAUUUCUUCAUCCCAUAUGUCUGGUCUCUCGUCUUCAACUCCGGGGUGGGCCUUCACUGGAGCCCACAGGGUAUUGAGCUCUUCAGUAUGGACUCUGGCUGAGUGUGUCUGUGUAUGUAUCCAUCUGCUUGUGUGUGCACUUGCUUAUGUGUAUGGCCAUGUGUCAGCAGAUCUGCACUCUGGUGAUAUCUGUGCAUGAGUGUACACAUUUGUGCAUCUACAAGUGUGCGUGUGCGUGUGUAAGAGAGAUAUAGAAGCGUGUCUGUAAGUAGCUUUGGAAGUGCCUCCAUCCAAACCCAACAGAGGAGUUUCUGGUCAUUCUGUUUGUGUUCUGUUUGUCUUCCUUCAAAGCGCUACUGCGCAGUUUUUCCUGUACAUAUCGAAGACUGUCCCACGCGCUUUCUUGGUUUUGGCUGUUAUCAGCAGAAAGUUUGUAAAGUAAAGGCACCUCCACUGCUGUAGCAUUGGGAUUUGAGGGUAGAGAAACGUGCAGCCGCACUGAAUUAUGGGUACAAUGUAAUAACAUGGCGACGGCUAAAUCAGUAUUUUAAAAGCUUUUCUUCCCUGCUUUCAUGGAGCCCGAUUGUAGAAAACUGCUCCAGAUAUUCAAUUGAGAAAUUAUUUGGGUUUCUUCCUAACCUGUAGACAGGAUUUGUUUCCAAAAGGUCCCCAAAAAAGGGGAUGUACAUAAGACAGAAAAAAAACAUUUCUGUCAGCAGAACUCCUUUCACAAGAUUGCCUCUGAAGGUCUUGACGUUGUUCUCCUCCGUUCCCCACAUAAAAAGUGCUACAAAAUUGUUUUGGUAUUUUGGUUUAAUGGAGAGAGAAAUGAAAUUCAAGCCCAGCCUUUCCAGGACUGGAUUCAUUUGUAAAGCAGCUCAUUUGUACGACACAACUCAAGGGCAAAUUUCAUCAUUAUUGCAUGGCUGCGAACCAAAACAUACACAUUGUACUGUUGCAUGCUAGCUAAAACAAGUCAGCCCAAUGUUUUGAUGUGCACAAUCUUUUUUUUUUUUCCCCCACUCUGUUUAAAAAUUUUAUCUGAUUUUUUUUAUUUUAUUUAUUUAUUUAUUUCCACUUAGGAGUUGUGAUGUUAGAACCCCAAAUAAACAUUUCGGAUUCCAUCAGUAGAACCAACUAGAAUUGGCUUUUCCGCAUAGAACUUCAUUUGAGUUUAUGACUUUUAGGACACAAUAGGAUGAUUUGUAGCAACUGGGAAGUGUGGAUUUUUUUUAAAACCAAUAGGAGGGCAGACAAAUGUGUACAAAAUGUACAUUUGAUGGUUACCUACACAUUUAACAUUAAAGUGAUCCAAUUACCAUAUAGUUCAGGGAUUGCAUGAAUGUUUAGACAAUUACAAACAGCAUGUUUGUUGCAUUAUCCCAUUUCUUCUUCCCAGACAAUCUGGAAAGAAGACAUUCUUUGUGAUUUUGGAUAUUUUCUUAUGUCUUGUUUUACUUAAAAAGAAAAAGAGGGAUGUGGUGCAUUUAUUGUAUACAUUGUACAAUAUGAUAUGUAUGCAUUGCCUUAGCUAAAAAUAUGAGGCUUGAGGUGCUGUUAAGGGGAAAGGGGUUGCAGUUUCUUUUCCCUGCAGGCUAUAUUCUGAUACUGGGUUGCAAACAUUACUGUUACACAACAGAUCCCUGCACAAAUACUAUGGAGUAAAAUGCUUUUCUUACCAAUUUCUUAUUUGGUGGUGUGUUUAUGGACUGAGAUAAAAAGAUGUUUUAUUUAUUUUACAAGCUCAUAUGCAGCUGAAGAAAGGCUGAAGGAAGGCUUUGCAUGUACAGACAUAACUCUGGAAUGUUACUUUACUCUCAGGUAACAAAAUGACACAAAAUAAUAUAUUUUACAAAUUAAAAAGACUAGGCUUAAAUUUGAGAAUAUGAGAAUAUCUUCCCCAAAGCCUCUUCCUGCUUACAAUACAAUGGUUAUCUUCCCCUCUGUGUAAACCUAUAUCAAUAAAAAAUUAAAAAACCAAUAAGAAAAAUGUGUAUGAUAACCGAUUCUUAUCCCAAUAUUACACAGAGAAUUGUGUUUGUUGUUUGGCAAACAUGGCCUUGAAAAACGUACACGUGAAGACAUUUGCACAGAAUAGUGGUUUCUAACAAGUGAAAUUAACUAAACUCAUAACUGCAAUACAAAGACUUGCAAGUUCAAAGAAAGGAAAGCUUAGAACCUGGGAAAAUAUACAUAUUUUUUUUAUUUGAAGCCUCCCAUGGCACUUGAAGUAUUAGGUGCUUUAGACACUUUGAAGAUGGCAAAUUUUUUGUUUUGAGGGAUCAUUCCACCUCACCUAUCAUAGUCUUGCACCACAGGUGGCUACCUGUGCUGAAUCUCCCUUUGACUUCUGGGUAAUGUAGUUGGAACAAAGCUUUCCCCUGCCAGAUGUUUGAUGCUGUAGCUGUGACCUGAACACUAGCUAUGACAGACUUCAUUCAGUUAUUAAAAAUCAGCUACAAGGGCAAGGCAGAUAUACUGUAGUUGGUGUUUUUGAGGAAUGGCCAGACAUACAAGCACUGACUAAACACCUGUGUUUGCAUUCAAAGAAGUUUUAAAGCACAUUAUGCUCAAGGUUGAGUCUGUGAAAUACAGUAUAUAUUUGGCUGUACCACAGUUGAAUGAAUAACUCCCUGUCUUAUUUUAAUGCUGUGGUUAAGGAAGAAUAACUGGUUUAUAUUUAAUCUUGGAAUGCUUUCAGUUAAAAUUCAAUGUAAAUAGGUUUAAAGACAGUUGAAGUUAUCUUUGGUAUUGAUUUUUUUUUAAACAUGAGUUAUAGGAGAACUAAUUUUUGGUCUUGUAAGGCUUAGAAGGGGUAGAAAGAUUUAGAAGUGCACAUGCUCAGUGUAGGUGUUAGUUUCCACAUUAAUUGUCACCCUUGCCCAAAGUAGACUCUGCAUUCCAGUUCCUAAGUAUGGUGACAGGCAGCACAACUGGGCUGUACAGUCGGAGAUACAGCUGUCUGUCAAAUGACACGUGAAACUAGCAACAUCUACACACAAGAAAAUAAAGACAGAACCCAAGUGUUGCUAGAGCCAUCAUUUCAGCACCACCAUCAAAUUCAACAAAUAUUUAUACAUUCAUAAGCAUGCUAUUCCUAUAAUACCUAAAGGGAACAUUGCAGUCAUUCCUUUUUCCACCUUUUCCCCUCAGUCUUCAUGGUGUUACUGGAGCAGUUUAGGGAACUGUAUUAAGGAAAUGUUGGUUUUUAAAAUGGAAAUAUGCUACAGCUAGGCAACUUACAAACUAUAUUGGCUUAAUAACUGGCUUUUAGAUUAAAUGACACUGGCAGGUCUGUGGAGAAAUAAAUGUUAUUUAAGCUUAAAAUGCCCCAAAUUAUAUAGCAUAAUCCAGUCGUAUUUAAUAAAAUCAAUUUAAGAUAAUUACUCUUGAUUAGGUGAAGGCCCUAUUGAGCUUCUUAAUUCAUUUGAGUAAAUAUCCAGUUUUAAUCUUUCCUUUAAUCCUCAGAGUGAUGUCAUAUCAAAAAUAAACGUAACUGUAUUUGUAUGCUGUUUAUGUACAAGCGUGAUUCAAGGAGUAUUGUCUCAGGAGUCACAAAUAUGAUGUGGUAUUAUACUAAGGCUAUAGAAUCAUUAGGAGUAGGUUAAAGUUGAGCUCUGGCUGGGAAACAUUGACUAUUCACGCCACAGUAACUCUGUCUGACUGAAAUAAAUGGCACUGAAAUAAAUGGCACCAUUUUUUAUCUGAA
Molecule: messenger RNA, 6045 nt
Organism: Anguilla anguilla (European eel)
Lineage: Eukaryota; Metazoa; Chordata; Actinopteri; Anguilliformes; Anguillidae
Gene: dym
Product: dymeclin
Exons: 18
Coding region: 258-2438 (726 amino acids)
Biological process (GO): Golgi organization
Cellular component (GO): Golgi apparatus
Source: RefSeq, a predicted model, not a curated record